Molecule: messenger RNA, 6650 nt
Organism: Cyprinodon tularosa
Lineage: Eukaryota; Metazoa; Chordata; Actinopteri; Cyprinodontiformes; Cyprinodontidae
Product: potassium/sodium hyperpolarization-activated cyclic nucleotide-gated channel 2-like
Exons: 9
Coding region: 1298-5587 (1429 amino acids)
Biological process (GO): monoatomic ion transport; transmembrane transport
Cellular component (GO): membrane
Molecular function (GO): monoatomic ion channel activity
Source: RefSeq, a predicted model, not a curated record
CUUUAGUGGGGAGGGAGGGGUGGUGAUGGGGAUGCGGGUGCCAUGGUAACAGGACGAUUAGAUCCGGACCUUUAUAUCCAGAUUUAUUUAUUUAAUACUCAUUUCAGCGCGCCUCCGUGGACGUGCAGGCUGUCAGAGUGAGAGAAGUGAGUAUAGCCACUCUACUGAGGACCUUUAAAGGAUCAACAAGUUGUUAUACUCAAGAUUGAGGCGAAGGCUCUUAAUAUUGUGGAGUUGUGGAGAAAAGGCAGCUUCCCUAUUCCAUGUGUCGAAGACAUUUUUCUGUCCUCGGAGAAGGACGCCGCCUGGACACAAUGUCAUUGAAAGUCGGGUCAAGUGUGAAUGGAGUCUGGAGCUGCUUUAAAAGCCUGAAAUAACGCGACCAAGUUCCCAGUCUCCGCUCCAUCUGUGAGCGCUUCAGUCACGGGUGGACUUUUUUUGUGCGCUUUUCCAUCAUUUCUCCUUAGAAGCUGACAAUCCCUGCAUGCCGUGUAUUCUCUGACAGCGUGGGGUUUGUUAAGGGGCUGAUUUGACUUUUGUGCGCCCCUUCACCGUUUCUUAUAUUCCGUGCGCGUGUUUUUGCGGACGCUCGGCAUGGAUCGGUGCGCGUCGGAGUCUGAGCGCCAAUAUUGGGCGAUACUUUCUAUACCAUAACCAUCCUUCUGCUCUGGCUGACUGAAGGAGCGUGUGUCCUUGUCAUUUUUCCCCAGCAUGGAUGUUCCGACCCAAACAUCUCUUACGUAAUGACAGUGUGUUGGACGGGCGGGGAAAAAAAGCAGCAUUUUGAUAUUCAGUCUGGAAAUAGGCGACACCGACGGCCAAUGAGCGACCAAGGGUCUUAUCUACAGCAGACCGGGAAGCCGGUGCCAAUAUGACCGGCGCUGGAGCGUUGAGGGCGGCUGUGAAGAGAGGAGAGGGAGGGCCGCGGGCGGAAAGCAACCUUUCAAGGACAAGGAAGGAGGAAUGACGGAGAAACAUCAUUGAGGACAAAGAGAAAGCUGUAGAAGUCUGACUGAAAAAGAUGCAGCUGGUGGUAUGACAGAGAGUUAGUAAAAAUUUCAAUCAUUCAAUCAUCUGGGGCCAUUUCAAAGGGCACAGAGGUAAAAAUGGCCACAUUGCUGGAGAGACGGCAGGGGUGUGAGGUGAGAGCUUCAUAAGAAUGAACUCGGACUCAGAUGACCUUUUUACGUCAUCUUUUGUUUUAUGAAACUGACAGAGAUACCUUUACAUAUGUAGAAUAAUCUGGACAGGUAAUCAACGUCUACAGGUUAAAGCCCCACUCCUUCUCCAAGUGGGUAUGGAUGGAGUGGCAGGAAGUGUUGGCACCCCUGGAAGCACCGGGGGUGACACCCUGCCCAGACGGAGUGAUGGAGAGGCAAAGCGGCGCAGUAAAGGCAGCCUGCCCUCCCCUGGCUACAGGCUGUCCCAGGCCUCUCUGGAGGGAGAAAAGGGCUCCUUCUGCACAGACAGCUCUUCCAUGGGUGGACGGGGCCGUCGCCCUUCAAUCAUGAGCUCCUCCGCCAGGGAUGGCCUUCCGUUUCGUGCUGCGGGCACCCCCACCACCCCGGGGACCCUACCCAUGGCAUUACCACCACCAGCAGCCUCCUCCUCUUCCAGCUCUACACACCCUCCUCCUGCUCCUCGCUCUGUGGGCUUUGCACCAUCCCGUGCUGCCCUGGCCUCCACUUCCUCCACUGGAACUGGGGUCAUGGUGGUGGCCACUGGUGCAGAGACAACAACCACUGCCUGCAACACAACAGUAGGGACCCCUGAGAUGGCAUGCCAGUCUGGGCUUGGUGGGUUUGGCAUGGGCCUGGAUGGAGAGGACUUUAGCAACUCUAACCAGAGCACCUUCAUUCAAAGACAGUUUGGUGCCAUGCUUCAGCCGGGAGUCAACAAGUUCAGUCUUCGUAUGUUUGGGUCCCACAAAGCUGUUGCCAUGGAGCAAGAGAGACUCAAAUCAGCAGGAGCCUGGAUCAUACACCCCUACAGUGACUUCAGGUUUUACUGGGAUCUAUUAAUGCUACUCUUGAUGAUGGGCAAUCUAAUCAUCCUGCCUGUCGGCAUCACAUUCUUUAGAGAUGAGAACACGGCUUCAUGGAUCAUCUUCAACGUAGUCUCUGACACUCUCUUCAUGGUCGAUCUGGUUCUGAAUUUUAGGACCGGCAUUAUGAAGGAAGACAGCACAGAAAUACUCCUUGAUCCAAGGGCAAUCCGUCAGAAAUAUUUGAAGACCUGGUUUCUCGUUGACUUUGUGUCAUCUAUUCCUGUGGACUAUAUCUUCCUGAUGGUGGACAGUCUGGACUCUGAAGUCUACCGGACGGCUCGGGCACUGCGUAUAGUCCGCUUCACCAAAAUCCUUAGCCUGCUUCGGCUGCUUCGUCUCUCCAGACUCAUCCGCUACAUCCACCAGUGGGAGGAGAUCUUCCACAUGACCUAUGACCUUGCCAGUGCCAUGGUGAGGAUUGUAAACCUGAUUGGUAUGAUGCUGCUUCUGUGCCACUGGGAUGGCUGUCUCCAGUUUCUGGUCCCAAUGCUUCAGGACUUCCCCUCUGACUGCUGGGUGUCCAAAAACUUGAUGGUGAACGAUACAUGGAGCAUUCAGUACUCUUACGCUCUCUUCAAAGCCAUGAGCCACAUGUUGUGUAUCGGGUAUGGUGCCCAGGCUCCCGAGGGGAUGACUGAUGUGUGGCUCACCAUGCUCAGCAUGAUCGUCGGCGCCACCUGCUAUGCCAUGUUUAUCGGCCACGCCACCGCCCUCAUACAGUCGCUGGACUCAUCACGGCGACAGUAUCAGGAGAAGUACAAGCAAGUGGAGCAGUACAUGUCCUUCCACAAGCUUCCAGCUGAUCUGCGACAAAAGAUCCAUGAGUAUUAUGAGCAUCGCUUCCAGGGGAAAAUGUUUGAUGAGGAGAACAUUCUGGGAGAACUUAGUGAGCCGCUAAAAGAGGACAUAGUCAGCUUCAACUGCCGGAGCCUGGUGGCAAACAUGCCGCUGUUUGCCAACGCUGAUCCAAACUUUGUGACUGCAGUGUUGACCAAGCUCCGGUUUGAGGUGUUUCAGCCAGCUGACUUUAUUAUACGCGAAGGAACUGUUGGGCGUAAGAUGUACUUCAUCCAGCACGGACGAGUCAGCGUGCUCACCAGAGGCAACAAACAAACCAAACUCAGUGAUGGGUCCUACUUUGGGGAGAUCUGCUUGCUCACUCGUGGGCGAAGAACAGCAAGCGUCCGUGCAGACACAUAUUGCCGUUUGUACUCUCUCAGUGUGGACAGCUUUAACGAGGUUCUGGAAGAACAUCCAAUGAUGCGGAGAGCCUUUGAAACUGUCGCUGUUGACCGUUUGGACCGUAUAGGUAGGAAGAACUCUGUCCUGCUGCGAAAGUCAUCCCAGGGUGGUUCUAUUGGUAGUAGUAUGGGUCGUGGCGGGGGCCGGGGUGGAGGUGGUCCUGGCGCUGGCCUUGCAACAAGUGGUCUUGGUUCCUGUGACAGCAUGCUGGUGCAGCAGAUUGUGAAGCAUGACAGCAUGCCAGCCAUGCAGGAAACCAUUGCAGCCGCUGCAGCAGAAAGAAGUGGGAUGAUUGGAGGCAAUGGCACAGUUUCUCCCCGCCCUGUCAUCUGGGCGCCACUAGUCCAUGCUCCAUUGCAAACAGCAGCUGCUACCAGCAAUGUAGCCAUUGCUCUUAUGCACCAGCAGCAGCAACUUCAGCAGCUUCAGCAGCAUGCUCUUGGAGCGGGUUUCUUCCUGCCAUCUCCAAUGAUUUCUCCGUCUCCCUCAUCCACCUUCCCUCUUUCUCCUCCUCGUGCUCCUGUGCUGCAGCCCCUUCGCCCUUCUGUGUGCUCUCUGAUUGGGAUGAUGACAAUGGGAGGAAUGAGUGGUUUGCCCGCAAGAGGUGGAUUUCCACUCUCACCAUCCUCAAUGGGCCCUCCAGGUGGGUUAACAUCUCCACCAGUUGCUAAAACACCACCCACUUCAGCUUCUUCUGUACCAACGUCUGUUCAGCAAGGAAGGACUGUUAUCUACGGUCCCCGUUUUCAGGCUGAUCACCCCUCGAUGACAGCUGGGGCAAAUAUAACACCAACACCUGGAGGGUCAGGGUCACCACUACACAAGAUACCAGCUACCAACCCGCCUGCCUCUUCCAGCUUCACAUCAGAUGAAAUCAGGUGUCAACAGGGCGCCAAAGAGGCUCUUCUACGGCACGGGGCAAACAGCUGUCAGGGACUGCCUGCACUAGGGAGACUAACCCAGGAGGCCAGGCUGCUGUCAGCCUCUCAGCCCACUCUUCCUCACCGUUCCUGGGUCACUGUGCAGCCUCACCACCCUCCUCUUCACCGGAAGGCCUCUGGGGGGAAUUUGUUGGCAGCACCUUUUCUGGCAGGACAGCUGGCAAGAGGUAGCAGUGCAGGAAUGCUGACCAAUAACCCUUCACUACAGCUGAUUGCAAAUAUGCCAUUAACUGCACAAGUACAGGCCACAAUUCCUGUUCAGCCAGCUAUGCCACAAGUAAUCUCUGGAAACACUGGCUCUGCAUCGACACCUGCAGCUGCGCACAUCUCUCCUACACCUUUCUUCCCAUCUUGUUCCCCUCCAAAGCAAACUAGCUUCUCCUCAGCCACCCCAUCACCUACCCCUUCAUCUCCUACUUCCAUACUCACACAACCGCCUCGUCCGAAGCCAAUCCCUUCCACGUUGUCUUGCUCCUCCUCCCCAACCUCAGCAGGAGCAGGUCUUUUGUCGACACCCCGACCCAAACCGGUUCCUUCACCCUCUACCCGCUCCUCCUCUCCUUCACCAUCCUCCACACCUCCUCCAUCUGCUGUAUCUACACCAGCUCCUCUAUCUCAGCCUUAUGGGCCUAGAUCAUCACUCACAUCCUCAUCACCCCCAUCCUCUGUGCUUUCCUCUUCUCCACCACAUCCCCAGAGCCCCAGAAGCAAAGUAUCCACCACUCCUCCUUCUGCCUCUCCACUAUCUGGCCACAGCCCUACCCUGACCCCAGCUGCAUCACCAAUACCAACUCCCACCCAGACAACUCACACCCAGCCUUCUACUCCUACCCAGACACUUACUCCUACAUCUUCCUCAUCUUCUUCUGGACCCUCCUUAAGUAAAUCCCAGAGCCCCACACCUAGCCUCCAGCCCUCUGUCUCACCCAGAGGUUCUGCCUCAGGCAACCCCCCAAAGCCUCUUAACCCCCUCCAACCUUCAUCCCCCGCCUCAACAUCUCUUUGCACAAUUUCUUCAACAAAAGUCACUUUCUCAGUUCAUCCUGUGAAGCAGACCUCUCCUGUCCUUUCUCACAGUUCCACUUCAGGCUCCACCCACACUACCCCUUCUACAACAUUAUCCUCCGUAACCUCAUGUCCUGUUGAGAGCUCCUCAAACUCUUCCUCCAUUUCUACCAAUUCCUCUACCACCACAACUUCUCAUCAACAAACUUCUACCACUGCAGCCAACCAGACGGCACAAACACGCACUUCUGCCAACUCCAACUCGUCAAAAGGUGGGAAGAAGGACACUCAGCUGGCAGCCGGCAAAACAGACCCUGAGGGACUAAGGCACAAACUGCCCGCGAACAUGUAAGACAAGAAAAAACAUUACACAUGACUUUUUGUAGCCAGUGCUUAAAAGCAAAAGCAUUGGAUGUAUCAAACUUGCCACCAGGUAGCCAAUGAUAUAACAUAAAACUCCUACAUGUUGAAUUAACUCUAGGGUGUGGUUGUCUUAGAAUAUAAUGUCUUUAUGUGACUCUUAGUCAAGCAAUCAACUGAGGACAAGGAAAUCAUGGGAGUGUCAAGUUGGUCAUUUUGCUAUAAGAAGAGUCUACUGAAAACCCAAAUGUUAACAUGCGUAUUUGUUUUAGUGAUUGUUGGAGCAAGCAGGGGAACUGAAUUGAAUAAAUGCUGCACUUUAUUUACACAGAGCAGUUGGGAGUAGGCGUGGGCAGAUAACCAGUAUCAAGAUACUCAGAUUUUCUAAAGACCGUGUAAAGUAAAAUAAAUAUGGUUUCUCAGUUUGUCACACUGCAUAAAUAAGAUUUAGUAAUCACCCAAUUUGAAUGAAUUUAUAUUAUUAGAACACAACCGAGCAUAUAGAUUUAGGUCUUAACCGCAAUAAGACGCUGAAGGGAGUGUAGACUACGGCAGCUGAAUACCACGUUUUAAAGUAAAAAAAAUACAAAAGAUAUUUUAUUUUCAUUCUGAUUUUUAAUUGGAGGGGAUCAGUGGAAGCUUCACACAUGGGAAAAUUACUUACGUUCAGUGGGGAAACAGAGUAGAGUCACUUUGCUCUCGGACAGCAGACACGGGCUACAGCUGGUUCAUCUGAGUCUGUGUGUUUUGGAGGAGGGAGGGGCUCACGCACUAACUGUUCGCUGAAGUAAACUCAGACUGAUCAGUAUUUUGGGUCUUGUCACCAUAGUCUCCAACAACAUAGGAAAAAGUCACCAGAUUUGUCGCUAGCCAUAUUUUUGAAAGACAAGUUGUUUCAUGCGUCUAAAAAGGCGCUAUAUACUAUAGUGUUGAUUUGGCCACAACACAAAGGAGUCUUCGCUGAUUGCUUUUAUAUUGCUGGGCCAGCAGGGAGCAUGUCCAUGCUGAAGGCAGCUCAUGACAAAAUGAGGAUACACUUUUAGCCACCCAAAAAA